Molecule: messenger RNA, 264 nt
Organism: Opisthorchis viverrini
Lineage: Eukaryota; Metazoa; Platyhelminthes; Trematoda; Opisthorchiida; Opisthorchiidae
Exons: 2
Coding region: 1-264 (87 amino acids)
Source: RefSeq, a predicted model, not a curated record
AUGACAGAGGCAAACGAACAGCACCAUGUGACCACCAGUACCUCCAAAGGCUAUCGUGAUCCUGUGCUCCAUAGUUGGGAAAAUGUCGAACUCACCAAUAAUUUGUAUAUUAUGGGUUCGAGUACCAGCAUUCAGUCAGGAUGGCGUCGUGCCUUCUGGAAUGAUUAUGGUGCUGGUGUGACGGAUAUCCUACUGAUGGGGCAUGCGAGUAGUACGUCUUCGCGUAAAUCCGCUUUGCGUCUCUUGAAAAGUGAGAUCUAUUAA